Molecule: messenger RNA, 519 nt
Organism: Sphaerulina musiva SO2202
Lineage: Eukaryota; Fungi; Ascomycota; Dothideomycetes; Mycosphaerellales; Mycosphaerellaceae
Product: peptidyl-prolyl cis-trans isomerase-like 1
Exons: 2
Coding region: 1-519 (172 amino acids)
Biological process (GO): protein peptidyl-prolyl isomerization
Cellular component (GO): catalytic step 2 spliceosome
Molecular function (GO): peptidyl-prolyl cis-trans isomerase activity
Source: RefSeq, a predicted model, not a curated record
AUGGCCACCCAGGUGGUACUCGAAACGUCCUUGGGGCCCAUCACCAUCGAGCUCUACACGGAACACGCGCCUCAGACGUGCAAAAACUUUCGCGAACUCUGCUCGCGCAAGUACUACGACGGCACCAUUUUCCAUCGCAUCAUUCCGGAUUUUAUGGUAUACGGGUUGAAUAACACCACCUCCCAGAUCCAAGGCGGAGACCCCACAGGCACAGGACGAGGAGGCUCCUCGAUAUGGGGAGAAAAAUUCGACGACGAAAUCCGUUCGGACCUGAAACAUACAGGCGCGGGAAUUCUCAGUAUGGCCAAUUCGGGACCUAAUACCAAUGGAUCGCAAUUCUUCGUCACACUCGCGCCGACGCCGUGGUUGGAUGGGAAACAUACCAUUUUUGGUCGCGUGAAGAGUGGGCUCAAUACGGUGAAGAAGCUGGGCUUGGUCAAGACGAGCGCGGAGGACAGGCCGGAAGAGGAGGUGAGGAUUGUGAGCGCUCGCGUGCUGCAAGGCGAGGAUGGUCUGUGA